AUGCGCCAACCCAUGAGCUUCAGAUCAGCCUUUGCGCUGGCUAAGAAGCAGGAGGUGGAUGACCAGCUCGACGACGACGAUACCUUUAGCAUUAAACACGCCUUUAACAUAGCCAGUGCCGAGAUGAACGGACGUAUUGACGGCUCCCCUAGUCCUGCUCCACGAAAAUCUCAACUAGGGCGUCAAUCAUACGGCGCCCUUCCGCGAAAAACAGCGACAAGUAGUCCGAACACCGACCUAGGGCGUCAUCUCCAACGAUUUGACCGAAACCACCAACUUAGCACAGGUAACGGGCCACUUAACGGGUUGUUUGGCAAAACUCGAGUAAGGCCCAAUGUACCAGAAGCUGGCAACGGCCUAGCUAAGAGAAUAAGCGAUGGUAAUCUCAGAGGUUCUCCAGUGCGUCGCAGAGAAAGCCAGUGGGAACCUAGGUUAGGAAAAGAAGAUCCUGCCAACGCGCCUGUUCCUAUCCCGUCAAUCGAGUAUGAAUCCGCUAGCGAUGACCGAGCUUCUCCUAUCGACGAACUUGCCACUCGAUCACCCGAAAAAAGCUUUAAUUGGCAUCUAAACGCCGAUUUUACGGCGGGAGAUCUCCAAGUUUCUGAUAGUCCUCGCAUUCGGGCCGGUCAGUCUAACGAACGACCUACCCGACGGCCACCAAGUGUGACAAGUUCUCCGGUUAGGAGUACACCCAAUACGCGUCGCAGCAAUAAUCGGAUCGAUCAAAUUCGGCAGAAAGAAAUUGAGGUUGCAAAUGUUGUUUUGCCGGAAGAAGAUAUAUCUUCAUCUAUGCGAACAAACAGUCGACUCGACGAAAUAAGGGCACGAGAAAGAGAAGCGUUAUCUAAACGGGUGAUGGCUUCGAGUAGGCUUGAAGAAAUCCGAAUAAGGAAUUCCGAGGCGCGUUUGGAAUCACCGGAGACCGGAAGGAACCCCUACAGAGAAGAUUUACGCAGGACUUCACUCCAGGCCGAAGAGAUCACAAAGACGCCAGAUGGAAAGCUAGGAUCAGGGGCGAAAGAAGAUCACGUUUUAAACAUCCCUGUCACUACUUCCCGGAGCCCAAAUAACCAGAAAUUCAACGAGCCUCCGGAAGAGACGGGGAAAGAAGAUGAAACUAAGGUGGAAGAGGAUAGAAAGAGUGUCAGACUCCCACGAAAUGAUUCACAGGACUUACUUUGGCGUCUCGCGCGGGCAACAAGUACCAGCCCGCCUGCCGAGAAGAUCCAACAACCUGUCAUUCCUGAUAAUACUCUACCAAAGGUAUCAUCUGAGAGUAGGGAAAGCAGUCGCCCACGUCCAACACGAGAGGAAAGGAAACCUAGGAAUCUGGAAGUUAAGAGCUUCAGAGAAAGGCCAACAGUUGGAUUCACAGGCUUGCCAAGGGAUUCGUCUAUUGACUCUGUUCGAGAAAAAAAAACCAGUCGUUCCGGUUCUGAAGUAGAUCCUACGGACCGUAUCGAAGCCGAAAUGAAACUGUUCGCACCGCUCGACAAUUACUCCGAGAAGGGCUCCGUCCGAGCGCCGUCGCCCAUUCCGCCAGAGCCAAUCGAUGAAGAGACGCCACGCCCAAGUAAGAUUGACCCAUUGACACAACCGACCCCGCGCGUCACCGGAGCGUAUAUUGAAACACCGGCCACCGUUAGAGUUAAGCGAGAGGAACGCCUAGAGGAUAUAAAGGCGUUAGGUGACCCCAAUCGACCUUUGAAGAUAGAUUCCGAAGUUCGUGGUAGGAGCUCUAGCGACCCCUCGAACGUCGGUCACAUUAAAUCUGAGGAUGAUGAUACUCAAGAUUUGAAAAAGGCAUCAAUGCCGCGAUCUUUUUCGGUUCCUGCGGCUUCUCGUCGCGCUAGAUCUGCUUCCAGACGCCGUCGGCCUCGUCGUCCUCUGAUUAAUACUGCUAAACCACCGUCGGUCAAAGACGACAUUCGCGCCAUACUGCGUACGAAUCAAAUAGACGAUUCCACACUUGAAGAUUCCGACACGAUUCUUGCCGACCAGGAAAUUGAUGAUGAUGAACUCGAGAAAAUGGUGAACGACACCAUGAACAAGAUUGACAAUGAUCUUGAAUUUCCAGAACUCUCGGAACGGGAUCGUGAGCUUCAGGUUUACGAUAGGAUGAGCAAGUCGCUAAAGACCGGUCUUCUAGGCAUUCGAUCCGCGAAGAAAGGGAUCGAACGCCUAGAAGAUAGGGUUAUGCAUACCGAGCACAAGAAAGGUCCGGAUCAUACUAUUCCAACUAUCCCCAAUCCCAAAUCCGAAACGACUAUAUCCGUUCCUAACCCCGCCCCCGUUAUACUCUCCAUCCCUGCCCUGUACCAAAAAUCUCCUAAAUUCAGACUCACGAAGUUGGGCUUAUUGACACUUGUCAUGCUCAUAUGGUACGUUUUCGAGUCGGCUUUCUGUGUCCUAUACACGCCUCAUUACGACUGUACACCAGAGUUACCAUGUGAUUGGUCACCAAACGAGCCAUACUUUCCAUACGCGAUGCCUUUCAUGCUAGAUGAAUGGGCCACAGGCGGCAAAGGAAGAGCGUUUACAUGGAAGGUUGGCGAAGAAAUUGGAGAUAUGGUUGCUGAUGUCUCGGACUGGAUUACAAAAACAGAUUUUACACAAUUUGACGAAAGAUUUAUGAAUGUCUGGGAGCGCAAGAGACAUAGGAGACGACUACGUAAGCAUGGCUUAAUUCCUAAAUGGGUGGCACCUCCUGAUUAUAAACCCAAAUAUGCAGAGUGGAAUGCUGCACGGUUGGCCAGGGAAGCUGCUGAAGAAGAUGGAUAUGAAGUAGAAGAUGAGACCAUGAGCGCAGACGAAAGGGUUAGGUGA
This is a messenger RNA of Daldinia childiae, 2826 nucleotides long. RefSeq lists its product as uncharacterized. The record is from RefSeq and is a predicted model, not a curated record. The transcript has a single exon. The coding region runs from base 1 to 2826 and encodes 941 amino acids. Lineage: Eukaryota; Fungi; Ascomycota; Sordariomycetes; Xylariales; Hypoxylaceae.